AUGGGAACAAAUAUCACUCAGCAGACAGUCAAUGCCCAGACACAGACAGCAACGGGAACAAAUAUCACUCAGCAGACAGUCAGUACACAGGCACAGACAGCAAUGGGAGCAGAUAUCACUCAGCAGACAGUCAAUGCCCAGACACAGACAGCAAUGGGAACACAUAUCACUCAGCAGACAGUCAAUGCCCAGACACAGACAGCAAUAGGAACAAAUAUCACUCAGCAGACAGUCAAUGCCCAGACACAGACAGCAAUGGGAACAAAUAUCACUCAGCAGACAGUCAACAGUCAAUGCCCAGACACAGACAGCAAUGGGAACAAAUAUCACUCAGCAGACAGUCAAUGCCCAGACACAGACAGCAACGGGAACAAAUAUCACUCAGCACAGACAACAGCAGACAGCAAUGGGAACAAAUAUCACUCAGCAGACAGUCAAUGCCCAGACACAGACAGCAACGGGAACAAAUAUCACUCAGCAGACAGACAAUGCCCAGACACAGACAGCAAUGGGAACAAAUAUCACUCAGCAGACAGUCAAUGCCCAGACACAGACAGCAAUGGGAACAAAUAUCACUCAGCAGACAGUCAAUGCCCAGACACAGACAGCAAUGGGAACAGGUAUCACUCAGUAGACAGUCAAUGCCCAGACACAGACAGCAAUGGGAACAAAUAUCACUCAGCAGACAGUCAAUGCCCAGACACAGACAGCAAUGGGAACAAAUAUCACUCAGUAGACAGUCAGUACACAGGCACAGACAGCGAUGUGAGCAGGUAUCACUCAGUAGAUAGUUAA
Pelobates cultripes (western spadefoot toad) is the source of this 795-nucleotide messenger RNA. Lineage: Eukaryota; Metazoa; Chordata; Amphibia; Anura; Pelobatidae. The record is from the annotation of a GenBank genome assembly.